This is a messenger RNA of Pogonomyrmex barbatus (red harvester ant), 614 nucleotides long. It is a transcript of the gene mRpL52, whose product is annotated as mitochondrial ribosomal protein L52. Gene Ontology annotation, biological process: mitochondrial translation. Gene Ontology annotation, cellular component: mitochondrial large ribosomal subunit. The record is from RefSeq and is a predicted model, not a curated record. Lineage: Eukaryota; Metazoa; Arthropoda; Insecta; Hymenoptera; Formicidae. Gene Ontology annotation, molecular function: structural constituent of ribosome.
AUGCUUUAUAUUGGCAUCACUGCAGAAAUAAAGCGGUGAGACGUGAAAUGUACAGUAGCGUAACAUAACCUACAGUGCUGUGUAAAAGGAAAUAAGAAGAAAUUAAAUAAAUGUCAUUAUUGAAUUAAUAUAUGAUGUUGUCUUUAAAUUUGGUAUCGACAGCUAGAACUAUACUCCGUGUUGAACGACAUAUAAAUUGUAAUAUCGUAGUUAAUGAAUUUCAUCAGUCUUGUGUACAACACCUGGACCAAAGGUGGAGAGAAAAGCGUGGGUUAACAGUUAAUCCAAAUGCUUUUGGUCUAUUAACAAAUUUACCAGAUUAUACAUUUAAAGAUGGAAGACCUACACCUCUUGGAAUUAGACAAAAAGCUCGCUUAGACAAACAACGUAAUUAUGCGGCUAAAAAUUAUCAAGUUAGUAGGAGAGAUAGAUUAUGCUGUUGAAAGACAUGCAAGAUUACGAAAAAAAAGAGAAACAAAAAAGACAACAAAUCUUAGAUAAUAAAUUGAAACCCAAGGAAAUUUAUUGCUUCAAAAACAGGAAAAUAAGAUAGAAAAGUAGUUACUGUUAUGAAAAAAUAAUAUACUUGAAAUAAACAUUAUUUCAUAAUAUUA